Messenger RNA from Callorhinchus milii (elephant shark), 2093 nucleotides. Its product is annotated as coiled-coil domain-containing protein 149. The record is from RefSeq and is a predicted model, not a curated record. The transcript has 13 exons. Lineage: Eukaryota; Metazoa; Chordata; Chondrichthyes; Chimaeriformes; Callorhinchidae. Bases 84 to 1904 code for a protein of 606 amino acids.
AACGUGCGGCCGCUCGGGAGACUGUUUAGGUGUUCCUCUUCACACACAGAUAUCUCCGUCUCUCCGAUCUCUCCGAUCUCUCUAUGUGCGCUCUGCAAACAAAAGGCGGUGCGGCGGCGCCGUCCGUCUCUCCCUCUCUCAGCAACAACAUGACUGCGAGGCGGAGCGAGGGCGAGUGGCAGGGGAUGGUCAACGAGUAUUUAAUAUGCAAAAGGAAGUUAGAGAGCAAGAAGGAAGCCUUACUGAUCCUCUCCCAGGAGCUGGACACCUGCCAGCAAGAGCGAGACCAGUACAAACUCAUGGCUAAUCAGCUUCGAGAACGGCAUCAGUCCCUGAAGAAAAAAUACAGGGAGCUCAUAGAUGGUGAUCCGAGUCUCCCCCCUGAAAAACGGAACCAGGCAAAUCUUGCACAACUUUUGAGCAGUUCCCGAGAACGAAAUAAGCAGCUGACAGAAGAAAUUAAAGAACUGCAACAGAGACUGGCUGAGGCACAGGGUGAUAACAAGCUUCUCCGAAUGACAAUUGCAAAACAGCGGUUGGGUGACGAAGAAGUAGGGGCUCGUCACUUCCCACCACAUGAGCGUGAGGACCUUGUUCAGCAAUUAGAAAAGGCACGAGAACAGAUUGAACACUUAGAGCAUGAUUAUCAGGCAGCAAUUGAUGAACUUCAAGAUGUUAAGGUAGAACGUUCUUUCUACCAGGAAAAAUCUGAUCGUCUAAACCAAGAGAUUAACCAUAUUCUUGGAGGACAUGAAAAUCGUAUAAUUGAUGUGGAUGCAUUGUGCAUGGAGAACAGGUAUCUCCAUGAACACCUGAAGCAGAUCCAGGAGGAAGUAAAUAUUCUCAAAAACAAUAUUUCUAAAUACAAGAAUGCUCUUGAACGCAAGAAAAAUCCAAAGUCAAGUGCCCGGAGUAACAGUAGCGCACUUACAGGAGUCCUUUCUGCUAAACAAGUCCAGGAACUCUUGUCAGAAGAUCAUGGUUGCAGUUUGCCAGCUACUCCACAGUCCAUUUCAGACCUGAAGUCCUUGGCGACUGCUUUGCUUGAGACAAUUCAUGAUAAGAACAUGGUUCUUCAGCACCAGCGACAGACUAACAGAAUUCUGGGCAGUCGUGUUGCUGAAUUGGAAAAAAAGCUGAGGACCUUAGAAGUUUCUGGUUUAUGGAGUCUACCAGGUCUGAGCUACAAUCUCUCAGUGGGAUUAGGGAGUGGAAAGGAAACCAUAACGUUAACCGAUGCUGCCAUUCCUGUGGAUCUAAGACCAAAGUCUCCUAUGUUGGAAUCCGUAGAGCAUCAGACACAACCUAAAGAUCAAAUAAGAGAUCAAGGAACUCUGGGUCAGCCUGCAACAACCGGGUUGGUUACUGAAGAGGAGGAGCUCAAAGAAUCUGAGAUAAUGCACACGGGAAGAUAUGACAGUUGUGGAAGUCCGGUGUGUGUAUCUUUGCAUACAGACUCGCAGGCCAUGGAUGUUUGUCUGGUAGUGCCUCAAUCCUGCUCAGUGGAAGCAACUGACGAAUUGGGAAAUGAGAGGAUAAAAACAUCUGAAAAGCUAGUCUCUUUUGAAGUCGACAAUGGCUGUAACGACACAAGUCCUUCAGAAGAACAGGGUACAGGGCCACCUCAGAAUUGUAGUGACAUUUCAUUUCUGUUUGAAUCUCCACUAAUCAGUCCAGAUGGAAUUGGCGAAUCUGAUUUUGAGAGUGAACAGUGGACUCUAAAGAACUCAUUAACAGAACAACCUGACACUGUAGAAAACAGCAUAGCUGACUGUGUAUCAUCAACCGUUAGUACCAAAGAAACAUCCAGUCCCCAAUCACACAUCCUCUUAUCCAGUGAUCGGCCAAUGUUAGGGGGCACAGAAGUAUGUACUGCUGAAAUCCAUGGAGAAAAUAUAGCUUAACCUAAUCGACAUUUGAUCCUUUGGUUUACAUCUGCACUGUAAGAUAUAAUAUCUUAUUAAAAAUAUUGUAAACCUCCAUUCCUGAUUUCAUCUUUCACACAAGAGCAGUAAAUCUUUACCAUUAGCAAUAACUUUACAGGACAUGGAUGCUUUGCAUUUUUGUGAAUUAAAAUCUUUUUAAGCACAUAG